Rosa rugosa (rugosa rose) is the source of this 1155-nucleotide messenger RNA. RefSeq names its product TLC domain-containing protein At5g14285. The record is from RefSeq and is a predicted model, not a curated record. NCBI's taxonomy places the organism in Eukaryota, Viridiplantae, Streptophyta, Magnoliopsida, Rosales, Rosaceae. Gene Ontology annotation, cellular component: membrane. Bases 72 to 827 code for a protein of 251 amino acids. The transcript has a single exon.
AUUUCAGAGUUCAAACACAGUCAAGAGACUCUUCUUCUUCUUCUUCUUGUUCUAGGAAUCUAGGGUUUCCAAUGGGAACGCAGCAAAGCCCAAUUGUUUCUUCCCUCCCACCCCUCCCAAUCCUCUUCUCCUUCUUCUUCACCGUCUACCUCAUCGCCUACUUCCUCGUCUUCCGCUCCUGGAGCCCCAAGAUCCGACCCGAAGCCUCCAGCUGCCUCAUCUCCCUCGCCCACGGCACCCCCGCCGUCUUCUUCUCCUCCUUCGCCAUUCUCUCCGAUCCCACCACCGGCUUCGCCGCCCCCAACACGCGCCUCCAGAACUCCGUCCUCGAUUUCAGCGUCGCCUAUUUCCUCAUGGAUCUUCUCCACUACCUCCUCUUCUUCCCCGGCGACGUCCUCUUCAUCGGCCACCACCUCGCCACGCUCUUCGUCUUCCUCACCUGCCGCUACGUCGCCUCCCGCGGCGCCUUCGCCGUCCUCACGCUCCUCAUCCUCGCCGAGGUCACCAGCCUCUGCCAGAACGUCUGGACGCUCGCCAACGCGCGCCGGAGGGACGUGGAGUUCGCCGCCAAGGUGUAUGAUUUUCUGUCUCCUCCGUUUUAUGUCCUCUAUUCGAUUGUGAGGGGCUUUGUUGGCCCUUAUUUCGUGUAUAGAAUGUGUGCUUUCUAUGCUAGCGGCGCCGCCGAGGGCUUGAUUCCCCGGUGGGUUUGGGUUUCGUGGAUUGUGGUGGUAAUGUCUGCUAUUUCUGUUAGCAUUAUGUGGAUUUCAAAUCUUUGGGUGGAGUUGUAUAGAGAUAGGAGUGGCAAGUUGGAAAAGAAAGUUACAUAGAAUAUUUGAUGUUGAUUUAGACGGAACAUUUUGCAAACUUGGUGUCAUGUUUUUUUUUUAUCUCAAGCUUAAUAACAAUGUGGCUUGAUUUAGCGUAGCGAUUUGCAACAAGUAGCUCUGUUUCGUUGAUGUCUUUCGUCAAAUUUUAUGUUUCGAUGAUGUAGAUUGGUGUAAAUGAUGAUACAAGCAAUGCCAGUCGAAUGGUUUAAUCAUGAUCACAGAACAGAUUCAAUGCAGUUUUUUGAAUGCAUACGUUUUUCUUUUCUGAUGCUAUCUUUGUUGUUAUACUUUCGAAAUUGGAAAGGGAGCCUUCUUUAGUCUUUGUUGU